Homo sapiens (human) is the source of this 9249-nucleotide messenger RNA. RefSeq names its product neuropeptide FF receptor 1 (gene NPFFR1). The record is from RefSeq and is marked validated. The coding region runs from base 329 to 1621 and encodes 430 amino acids. Lineage: Eukaryota; Metazoa; Chordata; Mammalia; Primates; Hominidae. Gene Ontology annotation, cellular component: plasma membrane; membrane; 9+0 non-motile cilium. Gene Ontology annotation, biological process: G protein-coupled receptor signaling pathway. The transcript has 4 exons. Gene Ontology annotation, molecular function: G protein-coupled receptor activity; neuropeptide receptor activity.
AGGUGCGCGGGUGCCAUGACGACUGCGCCUCACGAGCCCCCUCCUUCCCCUGGUCGGGAGGCGAGGGGCGGCGGGCGGCUGAGCCCUGCGGGCAGCAGCGCUGCGCGGGAGCCAGUCAGCCCGAGGGGAGGGAAACCGGCCAGGGCCCGGGGCCUGGGAGCGCACGCCCCCUGCUCACCUCUGCCCGGACCGACCGGACCUGCGGAGCGCGGAGGCAGGGGCGCAGCCCGCAACCAAGUGCCCGGAGACCGUCCCUCUGCCCGCUGGCCCGAAGGGGCCCGCUGCCUCCCGCCAUCGGAGACCGCCGGAGCCCGCAACUGGGGGCAUCAUGGAGGGGGAGCCCUCCCAGCCUCCCAACAGCAGUUGGCCCCUAAGUCAGAAUGGGACUAACACUGAGGCCACCCCGGCUACAAACCUCACCUUCUCCUCCUACUAUCAGCACACCUCCCCUGUGGCGGCCAUGUUCAUUGUGGCCUAUGCGCUCAUCUUCCUGCUCUGCAUGGUGGGCAACACCCUGGUCUGUUUCAUCGUGCUCAAGAACCGGCACAUGCAUACUGUCACCAACAUGUUCAUCCUCAACCUGGCUGUCAGUGACCUGCUGGUGGGCAUCUUCUGCAUGCCCACCACCCUUGUGGACAACCUCAUCACUGGGUGGCCCUUCGACAAUGCCACAUGCAAGAUGAGCGGCUUGGUGCAGGGCAUGUCUGUGUCGGCUUCCGUUUUCACACUGGUGGCCAUUGCUGUGGAAAGGUUCCGCUGCAUCGUGCACCCUUUCCGCGAGAAGCUGACCCUGCGGAAGGCGCUCGUCACCAUCGCCGUCAUCUGGGCCCUGGCGCUGCUCAUCAUGUGUCCCUCGGCCGUCACGCUGACCGUCACCCGUGAGGAGCACCACUUCAUGGUGGACGCCCGCAACCGCUCCUACCCGCUCUACUCCUGCUGGGAGGCCUGGCCCGAGAAGGGCAUGCGCAGGGUCUACACCACUGUGCUCUUCUCGCACAUCUACCUGGCGCCGCUGGCGCUCAUCGUGGUCAUGUACGCCCGCAUCGCGCGCAAGCUCUGCCAGGCCCCGGGCCCGGCCCCCGGGGGCGAGGAGGCUGCGGACCCGCGAGCAUCGCGGCGCAGAGCGCGCGUGGUGCACAUGCUGGUCAUGGUGGCGCUGUUCUUCACGCUGUCCUGGCUGCCGCUCUGGGCGCUGCUGCUGCUCAUCGACUACGGGCAGCUCAGCGCGCCGCAGCUGCACCUGGUCACCGUCUACGCCUUCCCCUUCGCGCACUGGCUGGCCUUCUUCAACAGCAGCGCCAACCCCAUCAUCUACGGCUACUUCAACGAGAACUUCCGCCGCGGCUUCCAGGCCGCCUUCCGCGCCCGCCUCUGCCCGCGCCCGUCGGGGAGCCACAAGGAGGCCUACUCCGAGCGGCCCGGCGGGCUUCUGCACAGGCGGGUCUUCGUGGUGGUGCGGCCCAGCGACUCCGGGCUGCCCUCUGAGUCGGGCCCUAGCAGUGGGGCCCCCAGGCCCGGCCGCCUCCCGCUGCGGAAUGGGCGGGUGGCUCACCACGGCUUGCCCAGGGAAGGGCCUGGCUGCUCCCACCUGCCCCUCACCAUUCCAGCCUGGGAUAUCUGAGGGGGUCCAGGGAGGGCGGGACGCUGCCUCAGGGCCCCGAUUGGACACGAGAUACAUGCAGGCGAUAGCGGCCUGGUGUGGUUAGGUGAGGAUGCGUGGUCCCUCCCUCUCCAGAGCCAGGCAGUGGUGGGCAGCUGCUGGUGAUGUCUUCUCUGCUGCCUUCACCCUCAGUAGAGGCAAAUGCGGGGGACGGGAAGGAACCAACUUGCCCUGUGUGGUGGGCUUGACAAACAUCAUCUCACUGAAUUGUCACAACGCUUUGGAGAUAGGUUGUCUUCUCUUCCUUCUACAGAUGCAAAAACUGAGGCCUGGAGAGAUGUGACUCACCCAAGUUUCUCAGGUGGAAAUGGCAUGUGAAGCUAUCUGACUCCAAUACCUGUGUGGUUUUUAUCAUCUCCAGCUGGCUCCAAGAGGGCCCGGUAAGGUAGAACACUGUGAACUGAGUAAGUCCUAAUUAGGCAGCUAGGAAGAAGCGAAAAGCAAAGCCGGCCUGUCCCUUGAUGCUUUGUGUCCAUGUGAGGGAGUCCCUCAUGUUCCGUUACUGAAGCCACUCCCCUUGAUCCUUUUCUAGAAGAACACGGUGUGCCCCCGCUGCCGGCUCUAAUGUGUUGGUUUGUCUUGUUUGUUCCAAGAAGUUCCAAGAAGCCAUUGUCCUCAGAGGACGGCAGCUUCAGAACGAGCCUUGGGGAGGCUGCCUCAGUUGCAGGGCACUCUAGGUCUUGCCCUCUGGGUCUGAGCUUAGAGAACAGAGGAGGGACUCCCAGACCAAGGCAAGAACUUACAAUGCCACAGACAUUGUAAUGCUGCAGGGCCACAGGAGGUGUCCUUUUACGUACUCAUAGACAACGAGGAAGGGGAAGCACGGUAUGCAUUUUCCACAUUGGGAAACACAUCUGCUCACUGGGGCUGCAGGUACAAAGCCUUGCCCAAGGUCUCUCUCCUCCCUGCUUCCUGGGAGGGAGAAGUUGGUCAACUGAAGCUGCAGCCGGAGUGCCAUUUGGAGACUCCUGAAGGACACACACUAAACUCUUCCCCAGCACAAAUGACUUGUGUACUCUAAGGAGGUACCAGGAGAGCCCUGUUUACUCUGGCUUUCCCCCAACACCCCUGCAUCAACUUGAAGAAAUGUGGCUUCUUUCCAGGAGACGGGAGCACAUGGGAUUGCCUUGGAGGGUCCUUUCACAGGCCCCUUCAUCUUGCACUUAAAUGGACAUUUCCCCCCACCUCUGUAGAAAACACGGUGUUGCUAGAAAUUUAGUAAACAAAAAAGAAACGUUUCCAGGGGUCGGGGCUCUGAGGCUCUGUUCCCUUAACCGACACACAGUGACUGUUUACUGUUUGCUCCACUCUAAGUUCCAGGUUUAGGGGCAGAAGAAAAUUCCUAAGCAGUUGUACAAUACAUUCUCCAAGCAUGUCCCCAGACACCGUCUCAUUUAAUCCAUAGUAAUGAGGUUGAAGGAGAUUGAAUGUUAUUGUCAUUUCACAAAGUGACUGAAGCUCAAAGGGGCCAAGUUUCCAGGGCCACAGAGGGGCAGGAUUUAGAUUAAAAUUUGUCUUCUGAUUGUUCUUCCCACCCCACAUGCUGCCUUUCAAGGAAGGUGGGGAUGACGGGAGAGCUGGUAAUUUCCCCAAAGGCUUUUUUGCCUAACAGUGAACCAGAAUGCCCACUCCUGGUGCCCAAGCUCUUGGUCUGGGAAAGAAAUCUAUUGUGUUUACUCUCGUAAUGUCCAGCCUGAGUUGUUCUUGCCCUGGUGCUGAGCAGGCUGCCAAGAGCCAUCAUGACCUUGUCCUGGUUCUGGGGGUGAUGGAUGAGGGUCUGAGAGAGAGUAUGCCCUCCUGCCCCUCAGUGGUAUUAGCUGGUGCCAUGCAUUUCUGGUACUGUAUCAGUGUCAUGUGUCAUAUGGGCCAGAGAGUUCCCAGCUGGUUCUGGGCUAUUUGUUGUGAAGAAGUCUGACUCCAGGCUCUAAAAGUAAGCCAGAGAAAGGGCCGUCUCAAACCCAAAAUGCCUAUCCCUAUGGCUGGGUGGGAAUUGUCUGAAGACACCACCUGGUGUCUCCUCUGGGGUGUGUUUCUCCUUUAGCAUAGCCUCCCCAAGUACAAGAUCAGCAUUUGAGGCUGGGGGCGGGUAGGGAUACCAAAGUACUCACUCAAGCCAACCUUUCCAUCACAGCCCCUUUGUCUUCCCCCAAAAGAUGUCAUGCUUUGAAAGGUUAUAACUGCCCAAAAAACUCCUUCAGCUCUCGCUGAAGGUUACAAUUAACAUAUUUUGCUGUUAUUUUUGUUUCUUCUAAAAAAUCAAUCAGAGGCUAUACCUGCCCAUUCAGAUCUGAGUGAUAACAGGCAUGACAAUGCUUUAAUGAAGCAGUGAGACAUUGUGGGUAUGUGGGGAGUUCGUUUCUUUGUGGAUGUGGUAAAAUAUAAAUAAUAUAGAAUUUACCAUUUUGGCCAUUUUUAAGUGUACAGGACUGGAAUUAAAUAUAUUCACAUUGUUGUGUAACCAUUACCACUAUCUAUUUUCAGAAUUUUUUAUUAUCCCAAACUGCAACUCUGUAUCUAUAAACAAUAUCACCGCAUCCCCUCUCCUCCUAGCCCCUGGUAACUACUAUUCUACUUUCUGUCUGUGAAUUUGGCCACUCUAGGUACUUCUAUACAAGAGGAAUCAUACAAUACUAUCCUUUUUGACUGGCUUCUUUCACUUAGCACAAUGUCUUCAAGGUUCAUCCAUGUUGUGGCAUGUGUCAGAAUUUCUUUCAUUUUAAAAGCUGAAUAAUAUCCCAUUGUCUAGAUAGUCCUCAUUUUGUUCAUUCAUCCAUCAGUGGACACUUAGGUUGUUUCUAUCUUUUGGCUACUGUGAAUAAUGUAUGGAGUUUUUAGAUGCUAGAAGUAGUUCCUGACAAUAGUGCCUGUGUGAAUCCUGAGGACAGAGACCCCAGGUUGGGAACCAGGGUCUCUCCCAACUUACCCUUUAUGGCUGACAAAACAGAGGCUUCCAGGACAGCUGUGAUGUGUCUCACUUCCCUGUGCCCACCCCAGCUGCUCUGGGCUUCUGCUGGGCUUUACUUCCUGACUAGAGUGGCUAGAAAAUUGUAUGUUUCCUCUACAAGAUGUUUUUAUGAAGCUAUUUUAUAAUUAUAGAUUUAUUAUCCUCACUGGAUUCCUAUGUUCUGACACCUGGACCCUGACGGGGCCUUGUGCAGCCUAGGCGCCCACGGGCAAGUGGUGUGGACCAUUCCUGACACGCCAUCCUCCACCUCCAGGUUGGCUGGGUUUCCUAAGGUGACUGCCCUUUCAUAAGCGGCAAGUUCGGAGAUGAACGGCAUGCGUGAUGGGGGAAAAGGGCCAGAGGCCUGUUGACACUGAGCAUCCCCACCCAGAGGGCCUCCUGGAGGGACUCUGUGUCCUGUCCUGCCAUGUGCGGCAUGAGUGGUCACCCUCAUUGUGGCUCUCCACUGAUGAAUGGCCUCUUGACUUUACCAAGACCAGGCAGCACCCAACAGACCAAUGUGAGCUGGAGGCGGAUGCCGGGCCUGCACCCCACAAACCACAGUCUGCCCAGCCCUGUGCUGAGGAGUCUCUCUUGGGGCCUGGAGGACUCAUGAGCUGAUCUGCAUUGGAAUGGAGGGCGAAGUUGGCAAAGGAAGAUGAGAGCCCCCCUAUCAUUAGUCUACUGUGUAUUCAUCCAAAAAGCAAGGCGAGAGCCAAGCCCAGAGCUGGAUGGACAAAGGAUUGCUAUUAAGCUCUGUACCUUUUUGCACCCGUUUCCUCAGCUCACCCCUCAGAAGUGUCACUGAUGAAAGAUAGAUGAGAAGGAGGCGGUCUAAAUGGGCUUCAUUACAAUGAACAAUGUUGAAUGAACAAUACAUUCCUUGUUGAAUAACCCAAUUAUUUAUGAUCAUGGCAUUUUAUUGUUGUUUUUCUCUCUCUCUACAAAAGCUCUACAUAAUCAUUGUGGAAAUUUUACAAGAUUUCAAUAAGCAAAGACAAGAAAAUGAAAAGCACCCAAAAUCCUACCGCAAGAGACAAGUAUAGCGUCCUUUUCUGUGCAUAUAUCUCUCAAUAUAUUUAACAUUCUUGGAACAGCUUUAUUGAGGCAGAACUUGAAUAUGAAAAAAUUCACCCGUCUUAAGUGUACUGCUUGACGAGUUUUAACAGUUGUAUAUAGUUAUGUCCCUACCACACUGAAGAUAUUUUCAUCAUCCUAAAAUGUUUCCUUGUGCUAAUUUAUAGUCAGUCCUUUCCCACGCUCCUGAUUCCAGAAAACGAUGAUCUGAUUUCAGAAUGUCAUGUAGAUGGAAUCAGACAGUUUGCAGCCGAGUCUGGUUUCUUUCACUUAAAAUGAUGUUUGCAAGAUUCAUUCAUGCUGUAGCAUGUAUCAGUAGUUUUUCCUUUUGAUUGCUGAGUACUAUUCCACUGUAUGAAUAGAUCACAUUUUGUUUAUCCAUUCAUCAGUUGAUAGACAUUUGGUUGUCACCAGUUUUUGGCUAUUAUUAAUAAUGUUGCCAUUAACAUUCAUGUACAAGUCCUUAUAUGUAUGUGUAUGUAUGUUUUCCAUUUUUCUUGGGUAGAUACCUAGGAUCGAGAUUGGUAGGUUGCAUGGUCUGUGUAAAAUUUAACUGUAUAAGAAACUGCCAAAGUGCUUUCCAAAGUCGCUCUACCAUUUUGUACUCCCAUCAGCAGUGUAUGAAUGUUCCAGUUGUUCUACAUCCUGGCCAACACUUAGCAGUAUUAGCCUUUUGAAAAUUUCCAGGCCAGGUGUGGUGGCUCACGUCUGUAAUCCCAGCACUUUGGGAGGCUGAGGUGCGUAGAUCACCUGAGGUCAGGAGUUCAAGACCAGCCUGGCCAAUAUGGGGAAACCCCAUCUCUACUAAAAACACAAAAAUUAGCCAGGCAUGGUGGCACACACCUGUAGUCCCAGCUACUUGGGAGGCUGAGACACGAGAAUCACUUGAACCUAGGAGGCAGAGGAUGCAGUGAGCCAAAAUUGCGCCACUGCACUCCAACCUGGGUGACAGAGCAAGACUGUCUCAAAAAAAAAAAAAAAAAGAAAGAAAGAAAGAAGAAAAGAAAAUUUCCCUGAUGACUAGUGAUGCUGGGCAUCUUUUUGUGUGCUUACUGCAUUCUUAUAUCUUUUAUUGUAAAGUAUCUUCAAAUCUUUCUUUUAAAAACAUGAUUUUGGCUGGGUGCGGUGGCUCACACCUGUAAUCCCAGCACUUUGGGAGGCCAAGGUGGGCAGAUCACCUGAGGUCAGGAGUUCGAGACCAGCCUGGUCAACGUGAUGAAACCCCAUCUCUACCAAAAACACAAAAAUUAGCCAGGUGUGGUGAUGUGCGCCUGUAAUCCCAGCUACUUGGGAGACUGAGGCAGGAGAAUCACUUGAACCUGGGAGGCAGAGGUUUCAGUGAGCCAAGAUGGCGCCACUGCACUCCAGCCUAGGUGACAGAGUGAGAUUCCAUCUCAAAUAAUAAUAAUAAUAAUAAUAUUUUAUUGUAGAGACUUUAGCACAAAAACUUGCCCUAACUCUAAGGGAUUUUUUUGUGAAUAUAAUUUUUUUUUUUUUGAGACAGAGUCUUGCUUUUGUUGCCCAGGCUGGAGUGCAAUGACGUGAUUUUGGCUCACUGCAACCUUUGCCUCCUAGGUUCAAGCGAUUCUCCUGCCUCAGCCUCCUGAGUAGCUGGGAUUACAGGCAUCUGCCACCACACCCAGCUAAUUUUUGUAUUUUUAAUAGAGAUGGGAUUUUACCAUGUUGGCCAGGCUGGUCUUGAACUCCUGACCUCAGAUGAUCUGCCCGCCUCGGCCUCCCAAAGUGCUGGGAUUACAGGCGCGAGCCACCAUGCUCCACCAAUGAUUUUUAAAUCCAUUAAGAAUGGGUCUAAAGCAAGGUAAGAGGAUAUAGUGUGAUAGAAGUAGGAGGGCUAUUUGAACAGAUGGUUAGGAAUGGCCUCUGUGAAGAGGUGAUGUUUGAGUACAGAUAUGAAGUGAGAGAGGGAGCCAUGUGACUAGCUGGGGAAGAAACAAACCCAGACAGAGAGAGCAUCAUGUACACAGGUUCUAAGGGAGGAGUGGGAUAACUGAAAAAGGAAUUAGUAGAUAUCAAAAUGCUAUUGAAUUUCAAUAAUUAAAUUUCUGGUUAACUCAAAACAUGUAUUCAGUGUCUAUUAAAAGCCAGGCAUAGGCCAGGCAUGGGGGCUCAUGCCUGUAAUCCCAGCACUUUGGGAGGCCGAGGUGGGUCGAUCACUUGAGGUCAGGAGUUCGAGACCAGCCUGGCUAACAUGGUGAAACCCCAUCUCUAUUAAAAAUACAAAAAUUAGCCAAGCAUGAUGGCAGGCACCUGUAAUCCCAGCUACUUGGGAGGCUGAGGGAGGGGAAUUGCUUGAACCUGGGAGGCGGAGUUUGCAGUAAGCCAAGAUAGCGCCACUGUACUCUAUCCUGGGCAACAGAGUGAGACUCCAUCUCAAAAAAAAAAAAAAAAAACAAAAAACAAAAAAAAAACGCCAGGCAUAGUACUACGUACUUUGUGUCUGUUAUUUAUUUCUCACAGUGGACCAUAAGCUCCAUGAGGACAGGAACUAUGUCUAUUUCACUUACCUUUGUGGAUUCAGGUAGGAUAUUGCCUGGUGCAUAGGAGGCACUCAAUAAAUGUCUGUUGAAUGAAUGAAGUAAUUAACUAAGCAGGUAUUUAUUAUUAUUCCCAUACAAUAGAUUGGAAAAGCAAGGCUCAGAGAAGUAAAGUAACUUACUGGAGGUUAUAUAACCAGGAGGUCCUGAAGGUGAGACUCAAACCUUAGUCUAUCUGACCACAAAGUCCAGGUUUUUGCCAUUCCCCAAGCUGCUGUGGUCUCUCCUUCCUACAUCUGGGAAACUGAGGUUCAGAGUAAAAGAAAGAGCCUUGAUGGAGGUCUCCCAUAAUCCUAAAAAUAAAACCAGCCAGCCACAGGCUCCAGGCUGCUGUUUUGGCCAUGAGACACAUUUGCAUCACUUUCAAUGGCUUCCAAAGAUUUGGGAUAGAAGGAAUACCAGCAGUUUAGGUAAAAGGUUUAAAUUUAGUUUGACUCAAUACCACAUCAAGCCCUCAAAGCAGCCACGGGCUCCCCUGCACUGUGGUCACUGAAGGAGCAAAAGCUGCUGAACUGGCUGUAGCGUCCUGCCUUGAGUUGUUUGUGUUCUCCUGCUAGCUGCAAUGCCCAGGUCUUUGAAUCCUGUCACCAAUAAAUGAUGCUGUUGUCAUGUGCAAGCAACCAAAUUAAUGUGGGUGGAAAAACCCAAGCUUAGUGAUUUGGGCAAAUUAGUUUAUCUGUCACAUAGCCAGUGGUGGUGUUAAAUCACUCUCUGUUUGAGGAGUAAUCACUCUCCCCCCAUCACCACCCUGUCUUCCUUUCGGUGUGGAAGUUAGAACAGCCAAGUCAAUCCGUUUCAGUGACUGAGCGAUCUACAUUUCUGUGUUUUGACUGCCCCCCAGGAGGAGUAUGUUGUGUAGUGCAUUUUGUUUGUCCAUAGUGCUGUCUCGUGGUCCUCCGAAGCCACCUCUAAUGAUCAUAAUUGCCUCUUUUAUUCUUCUCUAGUCCGUGUCUUUGCAAAAUGAUUCUGUUACCUAUGCUAUAAAUUAUGGAAAAUAAACUCAUUAUGAAAGA